CGCCCGCUCCACUGAAAAGUUGAGGGACGAAAUCUUCGAUUGCGAAAGACUACGAAUUUUCCAUGUGUUCCGCCUAAAGACACCUGCGGUCAAUCCUGCUGCCUCCAAAAUGGCGUCUAUGAUAACAAGUACAGCCUGGGUCCCGCGAGGUUUUGCGGCACCUUUCCCGACCAAGUACAACUUCGACGAGGAAGAAUUCGAUCGUAUCGCGAAGUUGGCGCAGCUCCAACUCGACGACGCCAAGGAAGACCUGGCCGAGGCGCAAGAGAAGGAGGAAGAGACGGAAAAGGCGCCAAAAAAGAAGAGCAAAGAGAAGCCAUCAGCGGAAGACGACGAUGAUGCUUCAGACAUCGAUAUCGACGACGACCUCAAGGAAUACAACCUCGAGAACUAUGACGACGAAGAGGAACCCCAGGGGGAGGCCCAGUCCAUGGGCAUGUUUGGGAAUGUCAAGUCGCUAGCCUACUACGACUCCAACAAGGACGACCCGUACAUCACCCUGAAAGACGACGCCGAAGACGAGGACGAGGACCGAGAAGAUCUGCAGAUUCUUGCGACCGACAACUUGCUCCUGGCCGCGAAUGUCGAGGACGAGCUUGCGCAUCUGGAGGUCUACGUAUACGAGGACUCGGCCGACAACCUCUACGUCCACCACGACAUUAUGCUCCCAGCGAUACCAUUGUGCGUCGAGUGGCUGGACAUCCCCGUCAGCAAGCCGGGGGUCGACAAGGACUCAUCGGGGAAUUUCGUCGCUAUCGGCACCUUCGACCCAGACAUCGAAAUCUGGGACCUGGACACGGUCGACUGCAUGUACCCCAACGCAAUCCUGGGGCAAGGGGGCAACGCCGAGGAGGACAAGAAAAAGAAGAAAAAAAAGAAGAAGUCGAAGAAGGCCAACGACGAGUACCACGUGGACGCGGUCCUGGCGCUCGCGGCCAACAGGAAACACCGGAACCUGCUCGCGUCGGCGUCGGCCGACAAGACGGUCAAGCUGUGGGACCUGCACACGGCCAAGUGCGCCAAGUCGUACAGCUACCACACGGACAAGGUGUGCGCGCUGGCGUGGCACGCCGUCGAGUCGACGGUGCUGCUGAGCGGCAGCUACGACCGCACGGCGGCCAUCGCCGACAUGCGCGCGCCCGGCGAGGCGCCCACCAAGGUCGGCGUGGAGAGCGACGUCGAGGGCGUCCGCUGGGACCCGCACGACCCCAACUUCUUCUACGUCUCGACCGAGCGCGGCAUCGUCCACUACUUUGACGCCCGCAACGCCUCCAAGGACCCCGCCGCGAGCAAGGCGGUCUGGAAGCUGCAGGCCCACGACGAGUCCAUCUCCUCGUUCGACCUGAACCCUGUCAUUCCCGGCUUCAUGGCUACGGGGUCUACGGACAGGACGGUCAAGCUGUGGAACAUCAGCGCCGAGGGGCCGUCGCUGGUUGUAUCCCGCGACUUUGACGUCGGCAAAGUGUUUUCUACGAACUUUGGUCCCGAUAAGGAGGUCGCGUUCAGGCUUGCCGUUGCCGGGAGCAAAGGGACCGUCUCCAUUUGGGAUACCAGCACGAACGGGGGUGUUCGGAAGGCGUUUGGCCAGAGGGUUCCCAGCAAGGCUACAGGGGAAGGUGAGGUUGAGGAUCGCCUCGUCGGUGUGGACGAUGACGAGAGUAGUAGCAGCGAGGAUGAGGAGGACGAGGACGAGGAUGACCAGGGCGUUGCGCUGAGCCAUGACGGAGACUCGAUGGACGAGGAUGAGGACUAAACCGCAUCCCGUUUAGGUGGAUGCGUGGGUGGUAGGACUGGAAUCAUCGACUCUUAUGGUCCAGACUCGAUGUUUCAAUAUGCCGAGAUGUAUACCCUAUUUUUGGACCGUCGUGCCGGGGUUUGCUCUAGUUCCAUUCCGGCUCGGAUGUUGCUAGUACGAUGGCAUCCCAGAAGCCAUUCUUGGGUUAUGACAAAGUUUCGCGCUACAGAGCACACAUUGUAUGUCCUGUGUCUGCCGAAGCAAGUUUUAUCGAAGAGUUGAUCAACAGCACAAACUGCACUCGACUCCGUUCCAAAAGGGGGGUUUGCAUGACAUCUGCCUCCGAUAUAAACUAGCGGCGGGGCCUCUUCAUGCAUUGGUUGGCGAUCUUCGACCGUUGACUUGUGU
This is a messenger RNA of Chaetomium fimeti, 2143 nucleotides long. RefSeq names its product WD40-repeat-containing domain protein. Lineage: Eukaryota; Fungi; Ascomycota; Sordariomycetes; Sordariales; Chaetomiaceae. Bases 110 to 1753 code for a protein of 547 amino acids. The record is from RefSeq and is a predicted model, not a curated record. Gene Ontology annotation, cellular component: nucleus. Gene Ontology annotation, biological process: rRNA processing. The transcript has 2 exons. Gene Ontology annotation, molecular function: protein binding.